UGCGCCGUCUGCGGGCCGCGGCCGGGACGCGCAGCGGGGAGGGGCGGAGCGAGAGGGCGGGAGCGCGCGCUGGGAGCCUCAGGCCGCCGCUGCCGUUGCGGGGGAAUAAUCCAGGCGGCAGCAGGCGGCCCGGACUAGCGGCCGCAAGCUACUUCAGCGGCUGCCGGGGAGAGCGAAGGUCGCCGGUCUCGUGUGGUCCUCCUCUCCGCCCCCCCGGAGGGGCGAGAGGGAGCUGUAGCUGAUGUCAGAAAUUCACUUUCGGGAAAUGGCCUCUAAAUCUUGGCUGAAUUUUUUAAUCUUCCUCUGUGGAUCAGCAAUUGGAUUUGUUUUAUGUUCUCAGCUAUUAAGUAUUUUGUUGGGAGAACAGGGUGACACCCAGCCUAAGAUUCUUCAUAAUGAUCCUCAUGCUAGACAUUCAGAUGAUAAUGGACAGAAUCAUCUAAAAGGACAGAUGAACUUCAAUGCAGAUGCUAGCCAACAUAAAGAUGAGAACACAGACAUUGCUGAAAACCUCUACCAGAAGGUUAAAAUUCUUUGCUGGGUUAUGACAGGGCCCCAAAAUCUAGAGAAGAAGGCUAAACAUGUCAAAGCAACAUGGGCCCAACGCUGUAAUAAAGUAUUGUUUAUGAGUUCAGAAGAAAAUAAAGACUUCCCUGCUGUGGGACUAAAAACCAGAGAAGGCAGAGACCAGCUAUACUGGAAAACAAUUAAAGCUUUUCAGUAUGUUCAUGAUCACUAUCUAGAAGAUGCUGAUUGGUUUUUGAAAGCAGAUGAUGAUACAUACGUUAUACUAGACAAUUUGAGAUGGCUACUCUCAAAACACAACCCUGAAGAACCCAUUUACUUUGGGAGAAGGUUUAAGCCGUACGUAAAGCAGGGCUACAUGAGUGGAGGAGCAGGAUAUGUACUGAGCAAAGAAGCCUUGAAGAGAUUUGUUGAUGCAUUUAAAACAGAGAAAUGUACACAUAGUUCCUCCAUUGAAGAUUUAGCACUGGGAAGAUGCAUGGAAAUUAUAAACGUAGAAGCAGGAGAUUCCAGAGAUACCACUGGAAAAGAAACUUUUCAUCCCUUUGUACCAGAACACCACUUAAUCAAGGGUUAUCUACCUAGAACAUUUUGGUACUGGAAUUAUAACUAUUAUCCUCCUGUAGAGGGGCCUGGUUGCUGUUCUGAUCUUGCAGUUUCUUUUCAUUAUGUUGAUCCUACAACUAUGUAUGAAUUAGAAUACCUCGUUUAUCAUCUACGUCCAUAUGGAUAUUUAUACAGAUAUCAACCUGCCUUACCUGAGAAUAUACUAAAGGAAAUAAGUCGAGCAUACAAAAAUGAAGAUACGAAGGCAAAAAUUGGGAAACCUUGAAAGAAAAUAUGAAUGAACAGAGGUAAAAUGUCUAACAUUGCACCGAAGAACUUCUGCAUUUCUUAUAUAGAACACUGGACUCCCAGUGAAGAAUUCUAAAUGAACAUUCCUUAUUAGAAAUCUUUCAUAUGAAUUGACUGUCAGCUGAAGCUUUAAUAAGCUGUGAGGUCUGUUAAAAUGUGUUUUUGAUACAGUAAUAUAUAUAUGAAAAACUUGUGAUUUUAUAAUGUUGUCCAGGCAGGGGGACUAGAAAAGAUUUUAUUGCCUAUUCCUGACCACAUGUAUUAUUUUCACUGGGAAGCUAAAACAGUAAAAUUUGUUAAAACAUCACUGCACCGUAUUAGUAACACACACAUGAUGUUAAACAGAUCUGCCUUAAAAUUUUAGAAGGAAGUGUUGUUUUUGGUGUUGUUUGUAAACUCAAGACAUGAGUUCAUGUUUGCAAUGUAGUAUCAAUGAACCAAACUCCCUGCUGCCCCUCCCCUCCACGCACACCAGUGUGCAGUUUUGGCUAAUCAAAACUUUGCUGUGACUUUAAAAUUGGCAGUAUUUCUUUCAGAAGUAGGUAGAAUAAGAAUGCACUUGUCUUAAUGUGCAUUAAUAAAAUCACAUUUUGAAAUGAUCAUGGUCCUUGACUGUAAUAUAUACAUACUUGGUUCUAAUUAAUAGUAAAUCUUAUACAGGCAUACCUCAUUUUAUUGUGCUUUGCUUUAUUGCACUUCAUAGAUGUAGUUUUUAAACCGAAUUGAAGGCAAGAUCCUCCACAAGCAAAAAGAUUAGGACUCGCUUUAUCGUGAGACUUGCUUUAUUGACGUGGUCUGGAACAGAACCCACGGUACCCCUUAGGUAUGCCUAUCUAUCCUGAGUCCCUGCUGUCUCUGCUGAGUACGUUUCACCAUUCUUGGAUACCAUUUUCAGCUAGCAUUUGGUAAACAUGGAUUUUUAAGUAUUUUGUUCCCAUAUUUACCCAUUGUUAAUUAUGGGUAACUAAUAGUUACUGUAAUGCUUUGGGGGGAAAGCUUUUCUUAUGUCAGUGCCACUCUCAGGAAUGCUAAGCAGCAUUUUUAAUUGAUUAUUUAAAACUCUUUCCAACCAUGUAAUUAUAGUUCCUUUUAUUCUUACCCUAUUGUGAGAAACUUGUUUGUGCCUUUCAUAAUUUGUUUAAAGCAGUUUGGAAUUCAUUUUUAGAAUCUGAGGUGGUUAUUAGUUACACUGGCAAAAUAAUUUAAAUGUAGGAUUUUACCUAGAGUUAAUUAAAAACAUUAGAAAGUGCAAAGUUCUUAAACAAGCUGAAGUAUGUCAGAUAUUAAAAGACCAAAUACUUAAUUUGUGAAUAGCAUCUGAAUUUUAAUGCUGGCUUACAUACACAGGAUGGGGCAGAAGUAGGUUUACAGUUGUUCAUAUGGAAAAUAAUACAAUAAUUAAUAAAUAAUAACAAGAAUGAACGCUAUUUUGCAUACUUACAACUGUAAACCUACUUUUGUAACACCUUCUAUUUUGGGAUGAUUGUUUUGCUGAUGCAUAAAUAUUUCAGUUGAGUAGAAUAGCCAUUCAAGACUGCCAUCAAAAACACAUACAAGAGUUUCUGGAAGGAAAAAAUUUUUUCACUUUUGUUAUCUUUACCAAAAUUACCUGAGUGUAUCAUAACAAUAUCUUACAGACUUUCUGUAAUACUAUGUUACAUGUUUCAAAUGAUUUGCAUUUCUCUUAUGUUUAUCAUUAUGCUAAUUUUACUUGGCUGUCACCCAUUGACCCUGCUGCUUAACUAAAUAGUUCAUUGUGCCAAACAUGUCAAAACCAUGACCUCUUUGAUAGUGUAUUUGAGAGGAUGUUCCUAUUAGCGGCCAGUUAUGGAUAUUCUGCCCACGUUGUAGAAACUUACACCAAUAUAUACCUAUUAAAUUGUGUUUCAUAGUGUUCAUGGUGGUUUCACCUGCCAGAAUUUCAAGGCACUCUAUUCUUUGAACAGCUCUUCAGCUUGCUGUGCAUAUGAAUUUGAAUCCAUAUUUGCUGUUGUACUUUUCUGUGGUACUACAAGUAUAAAUGUUUUAUCAUAAACAUCCAAAAGCAUUAGAAUUUACUCACAGGAAAUUAGCAUGUAAAAAAUCCUGGAGUCCCAGAGUCUGACUGCCUGGAUUUAAAUUCUUGCUUCAUCACUUACUAGCUUUGUAACCUUGAGCAAUUUACUUAAUCUCUUUGUGCCUCAAUUUCCUCAUCUGUAAAUUAGCCACAAUAAUAUUACCUACCUCACAAGUAUUUUAUGAGGAUUAAACAAGUGAAUAUAUUUAUGGCUUUUAGAACAUUUGGCCCAGAGGAUGGAGCAAUAAGUUUAAGGUUUUAUGGUUAAUUUGGAGUGUAAAUAUUUGUUUCAAAUGAAUGAAAAAUCUACUUUAAUUAAAUCACAUGUUGAAGGAACUAUUUUGUACAUUUCUUAUAAGUAAUCACUAGUUUUUAUCUGAUGUGUACUAUAUGCCAAGUACUGUGCUUAGGUACUCUGUGUACAUUAGUGUUAUUAAAUCCUCACAGGUUGGGUAUUAUUUCCAUUAUGUAGAUGAGAAAACAGAGGCUCAGAAUUCAAGUAACUUUUCCACUGUCACAAAGCUAAUAAUGAGAUUUUUAUUUAAAGCCUGUGUGUUCUUUGUACCAUGUCAGCCCAGAAGUUAGUCAUUUAGCAUUAUUUCCAUUUUUACUUACAGACAUGUGACAUCUUUUACUCAUUUGCCAGUAAUAGUAAAAUUAACCAGAUUGCCAUAAUGCUUCUCAAAUUGUGGUUUUUAUAGUCUUGCCUGGAAGCUUGUCAAAACUCAGAUUUCAAACCAAGACCAUAAAUCCUGAAUCUAGCAUAGGGCCCAACACUGUUCAUUCUUACUAGCUACCCUUGGGCUGUGGUUCUCAAAGAGUAGUGUAAACUGCAGUUUCCGGGUCAUUCGGGAACUGGUUGGAGAUCUUAUCUCUCCUGGGCCCUAUCUUAUCAGAAAGGGACUAGAGGCUAGCAGUUAUGUUUAACCAAGCCCUCCAGGUGAGGCUCAUUCACGCUAGUUUGAGAACCUUUUUACACUGAGAUCUAAGUGAUUCUGAUGCAGAUGAUCCUUCAGACAUGCUAAUCAUCACUGCGUUAAGUAAGGUAUUUUUCAAAGAUUUAGAUAGGGCAUGUUUUAAAUAGUGUAGUCCAAGAUUACACUGAAUUAAAUGUAGAAGACUUUAAAGAUGACUUAAAGGGUGAGUGGAUCAUUUAUUUUGACAAAAUUCUUUAGCUUUUUUAGAGUGGCUAAUAUCAGGGCUUACAGAGUAAAAUCUGUAAUUCUUCGAGUUUAGCAAUUUCACAUUGGGGCAGGAAAAGUUCAUUAAAUAAGUACAUCCGAAUUCAUUAAAAGCACAUGUAAAUGAAUGUCAUUAAAAACGUCCACAGUUAAAAAUAUUUUGUAAAAUGCAGAACAUUUUUUUACUAAUUCAUACUAUCAAAAUUGCAUCACCUCCAAGAAUCAGUUGACUGUCCUAUGUGAUCUAAUAAGGAAAAAAAUUCUAAUAUUUGAUGGAGCACAUACAACUAGAUUUCAUGAUGAUACUGAUUUAUCUUUUAAAUUAAGAUCUCUCUGAUUUGCAUAAGUGAUUUUAAUGUGGUCUCAAAACAUGGCUUUUACUAUUUUAUGUCCUCCAUAACAGCAUACUUGUAUUUUCAAUUGGAAAGUUCAUAGAUGAUAUAAGAUUGUUGUUCCUGAGUUAAAUUAUUUGUUUUCAAAUACCUUAAACUUCAAAGGAGUUUUCUUCCUGUGAGAUUUGAAAAUAAAUCACUGAACAGUUUUUAAUAAUUUUUUGAAGUAUGUUCAUAGGAUUUGGGCAUUAAAUUUGCUGAUUAUUUUCAUAAUUGUUUUUUUAGUAUUAAUUUUUUACUUCCUUGAGUCUAUAAAACUAUAUCUGAUUGAGGCUUGAAAAAUCCCCCACUUGAUUAAUUAGAUCGAGUCUAUCCUUUUAUUCUCCAUUUAAGUUUUUUGUUUAUUUUAUAGUACUAUGUCUUUGACAGUUUCUGCUUCUUUAUAUUUAUUGCCCUCUUUAAAUUUCCUUUUAAUUAAUUUCCAUUUUCUAAUUACUCUUAGUGUUACCUUCACAAGGUUAAUUUGGCUGUCAUUAGUGAUUAGUAUUUAUAUCACUUACUGAUAAUUUUAUAUAGCUAUUAACUUUGUUUCCCUAUGAGUUUAGGAGUAAAAACAUAUGUCUUAAGAAUAAUGCCUCUUGGCUUUCAGGAUACUUGCCCUACUUAAAAGUCUACAAUUUUAAACUAAUUCUAGAUAUGUAAUUAUUAAAUGAAGCAAAGUUAUUUGGAUUCUUCCACCACCCCCUUACUUUUCUCAAAAACAAACAAAAAAACUCACUUGCCUGAUUUCUCUAUGUUUUUAGAGUAGGGCUGACAGAAACAUACUUAAUAAAUCUGGGGGACAACCUGUGGUUUAAUUUAUGCUAAAUGUAACUUGAUUUAAAAAUUACUUGUUUCAGUUGAAAUACAAACUUUAAUAUAUUAGAAUAAAAAAUUUCACAAAUUCCCUAAAGAGGAACCAACCUAAAACUAGUAUUCUAUUUUAACUCCUCUUCCCUCUCUAAUUUUCAGCUUAUAUCACUUAAGUUUAAAUACCUUUUCAGAGCCCUGCAAAUUAAUAAAGUGUAUUACAGGGAAACUAAUCUUACUGCUAAGCAGUGUGCUAUAUUACACAGUGAAUGUUUGUGUUUUGGAGUCUAAAAAUUAUGUAAGGUAAUAGAAUCAUGAAUGGUUUAAAAAUGUCUGGUGACUUGCUUAUUAUUUUAAGUGAUCACCGAUAAGUCAGAAAAUGUAUUUUUAAAUAUGUUUUUUAAAGUGCCUUUUGAACAUUUUUAAACAAUGGAUUUAAACAAUUGCAUAAAAUAAAUCACCAUGUUUAAA
This is a messenger RNA of Artibeus jamaicensis (Jamaican fruit-eating bat), 6269 nucleotides long. It is a transcript of the gene C1GALT1, whose product is annotated as core 1 synthase, glycoprotein-N-acetylgalactosamine 3-beta-galactosyltransferase 1. The record is from RefSeq and is a predicted model, not a curated record. Bases 242 to 1357 code for a protein of 371 amino acids. Gene Ontology annotation, molecular function: N-acetylgalactosaminide beta-1,3-galactosyltransferase activity. Lineage: Eukaryota; Metazoa; Chordata; Mammalia; Chiroptera; Phyllostomidae. The transcript has 4 exons. Gene Ontology annotation, cellular component: membrane.